Saxophila tyrrhenica is the source of this 1014-nucleotide messenger RNA. RefSeq lists its product as uncharacterized. The coding region runs from base 1 to 1014 and encodes 337 amino acids. Gene Ontology annotation, molecular function: oxidoreductase activity. The transcript is spliced from 2 exons. Lineage: Eukaryota; Fungi; Ascomycota; Dothideomycetes; Mycosphaerellales; Extremaceae. The record is from RefSeq and is a predicted model, not a curated record.
AUGCUCACGUCUUCGCAUAAGGAUGCUCGACACUCACUUUGCUACAUCAACUACCUUCCUAUCCAUCUCACCCCACAGAUGGUAUUGACAAUGGCCAACAUCCUCGUCACGGGAGGCGGGCGUGGCAUUGGCCGAGCCACAGCCCUUCUAGCGGGCGCACGCGGCUGGUCCGUUGGCAUCAACUACACCCGCGACGCGUCUGCAGCAGACCGGACUGUUGAAGACGUGCAGAAAGCAGGCGGCAGGGCGGCGAAGCUGAAGUUCGACAUCACCAGAGAGGCGGAUGUAGUAGACAUGUUCUCAGCUCACGAGAGCUACUUCGGCACCCUCAGCGGCGUGGUCAUUAAUGCUGGUAUCACUGCGAAGAGUCAACCACUAGCAGAGUUUACUACCGAGAGGCUGAGAAAUGUCAUCGACACGAACGUCUUCGGAUCCUACCUAUGUGCGCGGGAGGCCUCGAGGAGACUGGCGAAGAGCGGCAAGAAGAACAGAAGUAUCGUCUUCGUGUCUUCAGUAGCAAGCAAGCUGGGUUCGCCGAACGAAUACGUGGACUACGCCGGCUCUAAGGGCGCUAUUGAUUCACUGACUAUUGGAUUGGCAAAAGAACUUGGUCCCAAGGGGAUUAGAGUGAACAAUGUUAGACCGGGAAUCAUCAAGACAGACAUUCACGACCUUUCUGGAGUCCCCGGCCGAGCUGACAAACUUGGGAACAUGAGUCCACUGGGACGACCGGGUGAAGCUAGCGAGGUCGGUGAAGCGAUUAUAUGGCUUCUCUCACCCCAGGCAAGCUACGUAACAGGCGCUGCUAUUGACGUGGCUGGAGGGAGUCUGACGAAGAGUCAUGGCAAGGCGAGUAAGGGCUCAUCCGGUGGCCAUACUCCGAUGGUAGUUCGGGAGGAUUGCACGACAGGCAUUACGCCUCCCAUUCUUGCCGCCGUAGAUUUCCAUACGCCAAUCUCCUUCCGUAGUCAAUCUUGGGUGUCUUGCAUCGAUUGCGUACGUCGGACCGACUGA